AUGAGCUUUCUUCCUUCCCUAAAGCGCCCACGCCCUCGGUACUCAGUGCGACCCUUCUACGCUACAAUAUGUGUGUUCUCAGUCAUCGCAACCAUUAGCUGGGCUUUCCAAGGCAAUGGAUUCGGAGAGAUUCGUCAGAGUACCACAGCAGGUGUGCUCCUGACAAGGAGUGAAACCGAACCAGAGUGUCGCCUAGUCAGCAAUGUCAAGGAUCAAUGCGCUUACAUCCGAGAUCACUGUCCUGAUCACCAGGAUGGCUUGCUAUCAUAUCUGCAGCUCUAUUAUUGCACGUUGGCCGAAUCGAAGCCCGUAGCCUUCAUAAUUUUAAUCCUCUGGCUAUCGUUACUAUUCAGUACGAUUGGAAUCGCAGCCAGUGACUUCUUGUGUAUCGAUCUUAGCACACUGGCGAGCAUCUUGGGCUUGAGCGAAAGUCUCACAGGCGUUACAUUCCUCGCGUUUGGCAACGGCAGUCCAGAUGUUUUCUCCACAUUCGCCGCUAUGCGGUCCAACAGCGGAAGCUUGGCAAUUGGAGAAUUGAUCGGAGCAGCCACUUUCAUUACUUCAGUUGUCGCUGGCUCUAUGGCCCUGGUUCGACCUUUCAAAGUGGCGCGACGGAGCUUUGUUCGCGAUGUAGGGUUCUUUGUGGUCGCAGUCGCCUUCAGCAUGUAUUUGUUGGCCGACGGCCGGCUCUAUAUGUGGGAGUCAGCUGCAAUGGUCGGUCUCUAUGCGUUCUACGUAGUGAUUGUUGUGGGCUGGCAUUGGUAUCUCGUCCGUCGGCGGCGUAGAUACGAAAGAGACCUUGCAGCACGAACUCACUUCCAUAUUCCGAACAAUCAAGAGCUGGAUGUCGAACAGCCCAUGGACGAUGAUGACCCGGGUGUUGCAUCAGAUUCGCGUAACCUUUUGCGCGCAUCGACUGACAAUCUUGAUCUUCUAGAGCGCGCAGAGGGAUUUCCUGCUUGGAAAGAAGAUGACGAGGAAGAUGAUGAGACUCGCAAUCGGUACUUGACGGAAAUUCAGGAAAACAUGCACAUUUAUCGCCCGACUUACAGAUCAAGGCGGAACACCAUGAACCCUAUUCGGCCAAGUCUAGUCGGUGCCCUGGAAUUCCAGUCCGUACUGCAAUCCCUCCAGAAAUCAAGAAACAGCAGCUACAGGCCAGACAUCAGUCUAAGUAGCUACUCGGACGAGGGUGACACGUCUUCUCGGCCGUUUGAUACCCGUUCCAUUGCAUCACACCCUCGUGCAAGUAAGCCUUCUAGCAAUGACCGUCUAUUACCGCCCAGUGCAGCAGUGUCCUCUCGAGUUCGCGCCGUGUCUGCCAACGAUGCGGAAGGGUUAAGGCUGGACACCAGCGUACUAAAGCGUCCAGACCAGUCAUCACAGACACCACGUCUCACUGUGGAAUCACCCUCCGAUGAGAGAGAUGAGAGAGAUGAGAGCCAGCCCAAAACACCGCAGCUACUCCGCAUAGAUACAAAUGCGAUAUUGACAGCUUCUCCGGCAUCCUCCUCCUUUCCAUCCCCGAGUAUAAGUGCUAUAGACCCAGGAACUCCUCAAACCCCAGAUUUGCUAGCUCCUCCAGAUGUCUUCAAUUCUCCCAACUAUCAAGCUGGGGCAACUCGAAAUCACUCUCCGCUUGCACUGUCUCCGCUGGGUCAUAGCAUGAGUCCAGAAAGCCCUUUGGCACCAUUCCCCGCGUUCACCGAUAUUCCAUCUACCUCCACAACUCGGGCGCCUAGUAUUCGCAGUAUACGUCUCCCCAAUCCACUCAGUCCCUCUGACCCACUCAUCAUUCACGAAUAUUUCGACGACGAGAGCAAUGAGAAUACGUUUUUCGGAAAACUGCUGAAGCGCUGGUGGCCUUACUCCAUUCUGCCUCCUCCCCAACUGCUAGGUUGUACACUGUUCCCAACCCUGGCUGGUUGGAAAUCCAAAGGUAUCAUGGGCCGGUUUUUGGGUGUUAUUGCCGCGCCAAGUGUUUUUCUCCUCACUAUCACCAUUCCAGUCAUCGAACCUCAGGGUCCUGAAUCCGUAGAUCCCGAUCCGGUACCAUCUGUUAUCAUUGAGCAAUUUAAUGAUGAUGGCCGUCACGGCCCAAUAAUGCAGCUACAAAAUGAUACCCCUCAUAAUAACCCGCACAUUCAUGAACUCGACGAAUCCACCUCGACACAUUCCCACAAACCCACACAGCAUGAGCCCAUUCCUCGCCCACGUUGGGACUCUGAACUUCCGCCCUUACCAUCAGUCCAGGAACCCGUACCUAUGGUUCAGAUGAAAAACUGGAACCGCUGGCUCCUAAUCAUCCAACUCUUCACGGGACCUUUCUUCUUCGUCCUCAUAGCCUGGACAACAAUCGACGAAGACCUCGAUCCUAGCAACCUCCUAAUACCAUCCUUAAUAUCCCUGAUAUUCUCAUUCAUGUGUUUAAUAGCCCUCAUUCUUUCCACAAGCCGUCGACGACCCUGGCACCGACAAAUCAGCCACAAUCAGCCUCGCAACUCGCCAGAGAUCCUCCAGCCAGUCUCCCUCCCAGAUUCAUGGCGACCAGUCCUGGCCCUCCUCGGCUUCCUAGUCGCCAUCUCUUGGAUUGCAACAAUCGCCACAGAAGUAGUAUCCCUUCUAAAGACUCUCGGCGUCAUCCUCAACAUUUCAGACUCGCUUCUUGGUUUAACUAUCUUCGCAGUCGGUAACUCGCUCGGCGAUCUCGUGGCCGAUAUCACUGUUGCAAGACUUGGAUACCCCGUCAUGGCUUUAAGCGCAUGUUUCGGUGGCCCUAUGCUAAAUAUCCUGCUUGGAAUCGGUCUAGGCGGUCUAUACAUGACUAUCAACGGAGGCAAGACGCGUAGACAUGAAAUUAUCAACUCGCUCAAACAUAAACAUACGCCUGUCUAUGAAAUUGCUAUCUCCAAGGUUCUUGUUAUCAGUGGUGCUACUCUUCUGUUUGUGCUCGUCAGUCUGUUGAUCGUUGUUCCGUUGAAUAAAUGGCGCAUGGAUCGCCGGAUCGGUUGGGGUCUUAUUGCUGUUUGGUGCAUUAGUACUCUGGGAAAUGUCAUUGCGGAGGUGACAUGA
Molecule: messenger RNA, 3072 nt
Organism: Penicillium taxi
Lineage: Eukaryota; Fungi; Ascomycota; Eurotiomycetes; Eurotiales; Aspergillaceae
Product: sodium/calcium exchanger protein
Exons: 2
Coding region: 1-3072 (1023 amino acids)
Biological process (GO): monoatomic cation transport; transmembrane transport; intracellular calcium ion homeostasis
Cellular component (GO): membrane
Molecular function (GO): monoatomic cation transmembrane transporter activity
Source: RefSeq, a predicted model, not a curated record